GGCUCAUAACUCAUUAUUGUAUCACACGCAGCAUAAGAAGUAUCGCCCUUCUCACUUCGCUGUUUGGCUUUUUCCAUCUUUCAACCAAAACCCCAAUCUUCUUCAUUUGCAUAGCUAUUGCCAACAACAAACAACUACUACUCACUCCUCUUUUCUUUGACGAUCUCCACGAAGCUCUUUCAUUUUCAUUUUCAAACAACCCUCUCUCUCUCUCUCUCUCUCUCUCUCUCUCUCUCUCUCUAUCCUUAAUUAUACCGUUCUCUUUCUUUCUUUUCCAUCGAAUUGCAGUUAUUACUUCUAUCUCUCUCUCCGCCUCUUUUUCUGGAUCUUCAACUUCUCCCGGAUUUUGCCGAUUUGGGAGAUUGAAUUUGAAGAACUCUGCUGAGGAAACAUGGCUGCUGCUUCUGCAUCUCUCACUGGUGCUUCUGCUUCGGAUCUUCUGAGGAGUUCAACCAGCGGUUUCAAUGGUGUUCCUUUGAGAACCUUGGGGAGGGCGAGGUUGGUUUUGAAAAGGAGGGAUUUUACUGUUGCUGCUAAGCUGAGGAAGGUGAAGAAGCAUGAAUAUCCCUGGCCUGAUAACCCUGAUCCCAAUGUGAAAGGUGGAGUGCUUAGUCAUCUCUCCUACUUCAAGCCACUCAAAGAGAAGCCAAAGCCUGUUACUUUGGAUUUUGAAAAGCCUCUUGUUGAUCUGCAAAAGAAGAUCAUUGAUGUGCGGAAGAUGGCGAACGAAACUGGGCUGGACUUCACUGAUCAGAUUCUCGUAUUGGAGUCUAAGUACCAGCAGGCUUUAAAGGAUCUAUAUACACAUCUGACUCCCAUACAGCGGGUCAACAUUGCACGGCAUCCUAACAGGCCAACUUUCCUUGAUCAUAUUUUUAACAUAACUGAAAAGUUUAUGGAACUCCAUGGUGAUCGGGCAGGUUAUGAUGAUCCUGCUAUCGUUACUGGUAUAGGGACUAUUGACGGUAGAAGAUACAUGUUCAUCGGUCACCAAAAGGGUAGAAAUACAAAAGAAAAUAUUCAGCGUAACUUUGGGAUGCCAACUCCACAUGGUUACAGGAAAGCUCUUCGUUUGAUGGAAUAUGCUGAUCAUCAUGGAUUCCCGAUAGUUACUUUCAUUGACACACCUGGGGCAUAUGCUGACCUUAAAUCAGAGGAACUAGGCCAAGGUGAAGCGAUUGCCCAUAAUUUGAGAUCCAUGUUUGGUCUGAAGGUGCCAAUUCUGUCUAUAGUUAUUGGGGAAGGUGGUUCCGGUGGUGCCCUUGCCAUUGGAUGUGCUAAUAAAUUACUUAUGCUUGAAAAUGCAGUUUUCUAUGUUGCAAGUCCAGAAGCAUGUGCAGCAAUCUUGUGGAAGAGUGCUAAAGCUGCUCCAAAGGCUGCUGAGAAACUGAAGAUUACAGCCAAUGAAUUGUGCAAAUUGCAAAUUGCUGAUGGUGUUAUACCUGAGCCACUUGGUGGUGCACAUGCAGAUCCACAUUGGACCUCUCAACAGAUAAAAAAUGCAAUCAAUGAAGCCAUGGAUGAGCUCACCAAGAUGAACACAGAAGACCUAUUACAACAUCGCAUGCUUAAGUUCCGAAAGAUUGGUGGGUUCCAAGAAGGAAUUCCUGUAGAUCCUAUGAGGAAAGUCAACAUGAAGAAGAAGGAUCUAUCUGUUGCUAAGAAGAUUCCUGAAGCUGAAUUGGAGGUUGAGGUUGAGAAACUGAAGCAACAAAUUUUGGAAGCUAAGGAAUCCUCUUCCAAUCCUCCAAAACUAGAUCUAGAUGAGAUGAUACAGAAACUCGAAAGAGAGGUUGAUCAAGAAUACUCUGAGGCAGUUAAAGCCAUGGGCUUGACAGACAGGUUGUCGAAACUACAGGAGGAAGUUUCAAAAGCAAAUGCAGAUAAUCAAUUUAUUGAUCCAUUGCUGAAGGAUAAAAUAGAAAAGCUAAGGGUGGAGUUUGAACAGGGAUUGUCUGCAGCUCCCAAUUAUGGUACACUGCAGAAUAAGCUUAACUAUUUGAAAGAAUUAUCUAAAGCGAAGCGUAUAUCAGAGACAAACAAGGAGGCUGCCACAUUAAAGCAAGAGUUGAAGACCAAAAUUGACAAUGUCAUGAAUAAUCUUAGAAUAAAGGAAAAAUAUGAAGCAUUAAGGGCUGAAAUCGAAGCUGAUGGUGCAUCCUCAGCAAGAGAAUUGGAUGACGAGUUGAAGAAGAAAAUCCUUGAGUUUAGGAAAGAGGUAGAUUCACAGCUGGUUAGUGUUCUGAAGUCUGAGGGCUUAGAUGUCAAAUUUGGAGAACAAGACACUGUGUCAGGGAUAGAAGAACUAAACAAAGAUAUAGAGAGGGUAAUUGAAAGUUCAAUAAACUCAUCAGAUGAUAUCAAGAGCAAGAUUCAGCUGUUGAAAUUGGAGAUUGCCAAGGCUGGAGAGGCACCUGAUUCAGAAUCAAAAAAUAGAAUUGCUGCUUUGAUGCAACAAGUUGAGCAGAGCCUUGCAGAGGCUGUUGACUCGUCUGGCUUAAAAGGGAAGUAUGAAAAUCUGGUGUCUAAAGAUGAAAAUUUGCAAAAAGAUCCAGCAGGAGACAAUCUCACCAAUGAUGAAUUGAGAGUGCAAGUUGGUGCAAACCGCACCUCUUCUUAAUAUGUGAGUUCAUCUAAACUUCACAAAAAAUGUUUUCAAUGUGUUUUCUGAAUCAUUGAGGCAUUCUAGGGAGCAUUAUAUCUGUAGCUUUUACCAUUACAAGUUGUAUUUUAAACCAACAUAGCGACAUGCAGAGAGUUUUAAGAAGGUUUUAUGUGAUUUUGGAUUGAAAAUGAUUGCAUGGGAUAAAUGAGGUUGGAUUUGUAACUAGUUUCGUUAUGCAUAUAUAUUCUGUAUCCUUCAUUUGAAAUUGAAAUUUGGCUCUUAAUAACAUUAUGUUCUAUCAGCCUCCUGCUCAUAUGGAGCUGGUGAAGAUGAUGCUGGCUGGAACAAAUAUAUGAAUGGAAUAGUGAAACUGCACCAGUGUCUUCUUGAUGUGUUGCCAAUAUCAUAAGGUGGUUGGUUGUACAUCAUCUAGCAUCAUGACCAUAUUUCUUAGAAACAAGUUUUGGGAAUUGAAAGACGAUACCAUGUGAAUGGUGGCUAAUAUUUUUCUAUAAUCUUCCAAUAGAGGACCGGGAGGAAUAAAAUUGAAAAGCAUUUUGUAUUUGUUUGAGUCAGAUGUUGCAGUUAAUUUAGAAUGACUUUAUAUGCUUUUUUUUUUUUUGUCUUUUCAUGUUCAUUUUGUUUUAUUUAAUCAUUUAAAUUUUUGAAUUUCUCCUUAAUAGACUUAGAUGAACAUUGUAUAAAUUGCUUUGAGUUUGAGGAACCUAAUAAGUAAUAAUAUGACGUUGUGGGGUUAUAAUGUCUU
Molecule: messenger RNA, 3371 nt
Organism: Abrus precatorius (Indian licorice)
Lineage: Eukaryota; Viridiplantae; Streptophyta; Magnoliopsida; Fabales; Fabaceae
Product: acetyl-coenzyme A carboxylase carboxyl transferase subunit alpha, chloroplastic
Exons: 11
Coding region: 392-2620 (742 amino acids)
Biological process (GO): fatty acid biosynthetic process
Cellular component (GO): acetyl-CoA carboxylase complex
Molecular function (GO): acetyl-CoA carboxylase activity; carboxyl- or carbamoyltransferase activity
Source: RefSeq, a predicted model, not a curated record